AUGCCGUCCAAGCAAAUGAUUCAGACCUCUGAAGCGAUUCUCGAGAAGCAUGGCGCCGCUCUCAAGGGCAAGACCAUUCUCAUCACUGGCGUCGCCGCCGAUUCCAUCGCUGGCGAGCUCGCCGUGCAGCUGAGCACCGUCGGGCCCAAGCUGCUCAUCCUCUCCGCGCGCUCAGAGUCUCGCGUGGAGCCCAUCGUCGCCAAAAUCAAGGAAAAGGACGCCGCGGUCGAGACUCGGUUCUUGAAGAUGGACCUGGCCGAUCAGAGCGAGAUACGGCGCGCGGUGGCCAGUCUAUCCGACGUGGAGGCGAUUGACCACGUCGCGCUCGUCGCGGGGCUCAUGGGGCCGCCGUACAGCAAGACCACCGAUGGCGUCGAGUCACAGCUGGCGGUAAACUAUGUGGCGAAUUUCUUGCUAGUGAAUCUGCUGAGAGGCAAGAUUGAGAAGGCGGGACGGGGGUCGUCGGUGGUGGUUGUCGCGAGUUCGGCUGUCCGGGGAGGCAAGAUGAAUUUUGAGGACGUGAAUUUUGAGACGCCUGGUUCGUAUAAGCCGAUUGUCGCUUACGGCCAGUCCAACGCCGCCCGAGUCAUGUUUGUGAAGAAGCUGGCGCCGCAGCUCGCCAGCAAAGGCGUGCGUGCGUAUAGCGUUGACCCAGGCGCUGUUUGGUCCGGCCUUCAGCGACACUUUACUGACGAUGACCGUGCCUGGAUUGCCAAGCUGAGGUCUUCCGGGGGGAAGCUCAAAGAUCUCGACGGUAGAGAGUACGAUGUUCCUCCUUGGACAAGUACCUCGGAGGGUGCAGCGACAAUCAUCACCGGCAUGGUAGAUCCGACCAUUGAGGACUCCUCCGGCGCAUUCCUGCACAACAAUGCUGUGGCGGAUGAGGAGCUGCACUCUCACAUCGUCGACGAGAAUAACUGGACCAAGCUCUGGGAUCUCACCGAGAAUUUAAUUCGCGUAUAA
Molecule: messenger RNA, 963 nt
Organism: Akanthomyces muscarius
Lineage: Eukaryota; Fungi; Ascomycota; Sordariomycetes; Hypocreales; Cordycipitaceae
Exons: 4
Coding region: 1-963 (320 amino acids)
Source: RefSeq, a predicted model, not a curated record